Cryphonectria parasitica EP155 is the source of this 153-nucleotide messenger RNA. RefSeq lists its product as uncharacterized. Lineage: Eukaryota; Fungi; Ascomycota; Sordariomycetes; Diaporthales; Cryphonectriaceae. The transcript has a single exon. The record is from RefSeq and is a predicted model, not a curated record. The annotation marks the transcript as partial.
UACAAGCUUUCUCUAUGCAACUACUUGAAGCAUCAGAAUAGCCUUAGCAUACAUACUCAGAAUACUAAGAAUAUAUUUGAUUUCUUUAAAAGCUUUAAGAAAGCUCUCAAAGAGAUCUUUAAUAACUCUAAUAAAGAACAUACUAUAGCUUAG